Messenger RNA from Trichosurus vulpecula (common brushtail), 5191 nucleotides. RefSeq names its product TBC1 domain family member 14 (gene TBC1D14). The record is from RefSeq and is a predicted model, not a curated record. NCBI's taxonomy places the organism in Eukaryota, Metazoa, Chordata, Mammalia, Diprotodontia, Phalangeridae. The coding region runs from base 307 to 2442 and encodes 711 amino acids. The transcript has 14 exons.
CGCGUUCCCUCUCUCUCCCACUCUCUUUUAAAAUUCCCUAAGAAGUUGCUCGGGGCUCGCCCCCAGCCCUUGGAGGAUGGUGGCGGAGCAGCCUCGGGGUCCGGCCGGAGGGUGAGGGACGGGGGAGGCGGGCCGGCCGCCCCUAGCGGGCCCGGAGAGGGAGAAGAGAAUGGCCUCACCUCCCGGCUUCAGCCGCUGCCUCUGCGGCCGCCUCCGCCACCUGCUGCCGCCACCGCCGCCGCCGCCGCCGCUUCCCGGCCCUGGUAGCCACAGCAACAGCCGCUAGAGGAGGGAGCCCGGAGGCUGAUGGCCGAGCUGGAGGGCAGCGCGGGGCCCGGCUUCCCAGUUACUUCUUGGACCAAGAUGACCGACGGGAAUCUUUCCACUUCAACAAAUGGCUUCAGCUCGAUGAAAGUUCUGGACGAGAGGUCAGGCAAUCAUGUUCAGAAUCUUCAAUGUUUGAAUGUAAAGACCCCUAGAUCCCUUUCAUUGUCUGAUUAUAAACCUAAGUUGAAACUCAGUGAUUUAGAUGAUAGACAUAGCCUUAAAUCAGUGGAUUCAGGCAUUCCAACCCUGGAAAUAGGGGACCCAGAACCUGUCCACUGCAGCGUGUUAAAUGUUAAAAGAAAACCAUCUGAGCCAGAAAUUGUCCCUGAUCGAACUUUUCAGAGUGCAGGCACGCUCCCACCGUAUGUACCUCCUCUUUCCACAAACACUGAGCAGGAACAUCGUGUACGGAAGUCUUCUACUUUCCCAAGAACUGGAUAUGACACAGUGAAGCUCUACAGUCCCACCUCUAAGGUUCUGACUCGAAGUGAUGAUAUCUCUGUAUGCAGUGUAUCAAGUCUCAGCACCGAACUGUCCACAACCUUAUCUGUUAGUAAUGAAGAUAUCUUAGACUUGGUGGUCACCAGUAAUUCGAGUGCAAUUGUGACUCUUGAGAAUGAUGAAGCUCAUUUUUCAGAUAUUACAUUAAACUCUUCAAAAGAAAUCAGUGAUCAAAACCUUCAUGCCUGUGGCGUAGAAACAGAAGUGGAUAGCAAAUUGAAAAUAUUGGGACCAUUGACUAACUUCUUUACAAGGAAUUUGUUUGCUAGAAAGCAAAAUGCAAGACUUGACCCACAUGGUGAUUUGGGAUGGAAGCUAUUUGGGAAAGUACCACUUCGAGAGAAUUCUCAGAAAGAUUCUAGGAAAACACAACAGGAAUAUGAAGAAGAAGCUGGACGACCUCACAAACCUCUUUCUCCUAAACAGAAUGUGAGGAAAAAUCUUGAUUUUGAACCGCUUUCCACCACUGCUCUUAUCCUAGAAGAUAGACCAGCAAACCUCCCCGCAAAACCAGCUGAAGAAGCUCAGAAACAUAGACAGCAAUACGAAGAAAUGGUGGUUCAGGCCAAAAAAAGAGAGCUUAAAGAAGCACAGAGGAGGAAAAAACAACAGGAAGAGAGGUGUCGUUUGGAAGAAAACAUUGGGAAUGCUGUCUUGGUCUGGAACAAUGAAAUUUUACCCAACUGGGAAACAAUGUGGUGUUCUCGAAAAGUUCGAGAAUUGUGGUGGCAAGGUAUUCCUCCAAGUGUGAGAGGUAAAGUCUGGAGCUUGGCAAUAGGGAAUGAGUUAAAUAUUACUCAUGAACUCUAUGACAUUUGCCUCGCUCGAGCCAAGGAAAAGUGGCGGUCCCUUAGUGCUGGGGCCUCUGAAACAGAGAAUGAAGAUACAAGUUUUUCAGCAGCUGACAGAGAAGCCAGUCUGGAACUAAUCAAACUGGACAUUUCUAGAACAUUUCCUAAUCUCUGUAUUUUCCAGCAAGGUGGUCCAUAUCAUGACAUGUUGCACAGUAUUUUGGGCGCUUAUACUUGUUACAGACCGGAUGUUGGUUAUGUUCAGGGCAUGUCAUUUAUAGCAGCAGUAUUGAUUCUGAACUUAGAUACUGCAGAUGCCUUUAUUGCAUUUUCUAAUCUUUUGAAUAAACCUUGUCAAAUGGCUUUUUUUCGAGUGGACCAUGGCCUUAUGUUGACAUACUUUGCAGCAUUUGAAGUAUUCUUUGAAGAAAAUCUGCCAAAAUUAUUUGCCCAUUUCAAGAAACAUAACCUAACUCCAGACAUCUAUCUAAUUGACUGGAUUUUUACCUUGUACAGUAAAUCUUUGCCACUUGAUCUGGCAUGUCGAAUAUGGGAUGUAUUCUGCCGUGAUGGUGAAGAGUUUCUCUUCCGUACUGCCCUGGGAAUACUCAAACUGUUUGAAGAUAUUUUGACCAAAAUGGAUUUUAUUCACAUAGCCCAGUUCCUCACUAAGUUACCAGAAGAUUUGCCUUCAGAAGAGUUCUUUACAUCCAUUGCUGCAAUUCAGAUGCAAAGUAGAAACAAAAAGUGGGCUCAGGUACUGCUUGCACUGCAGAAAGACAACCGGGACGUGGAAAGGGGAAGCCCUUCCCUCAGACACUGACACUUCGAUGUAUUGGGGCAAGAGAUAUCCAAGUGGCAUGUGUCUUGCUUUCAAAUGGAUACAGGCAUCUGAGAAACAUCAACUCUGUUAUUUUCAAGUUUUAUUAUACUGGAGUUGGCCUUAAAAACACACUCCCACACAUCCAAGGCUUAGCCUUAAGCUUAGUGGCAUGAUGACCUGGUGUCGAUUGUACACAGCCCUCACACUCUGUGCACGAUUUUGAAUAAGAGCAAUGACUAAGUUUUUCCUUUCAGUUUCCAUACAAGAUAAUUAAAUCUUAGCAAGUCAAUAUGAAAUGCUGGAAAGUACUUUAUACACUCUUGUUGUAGCCAAAAUGCUUAAGAAAUGUGCUUUUGAAGAUCUCUUAAUCCAUGACACCAGUUCAUGUUUCCAUAUUUUUGUUAAGGAAGGUAUUAAUCUCAUUAGCUGUUUUUCCCCCCAAAGCUCUGGGUCAUGUUUUUAAAACACAUUUACCAAAGAUAACAUUCAGUGAAAAUGGGAUUGUGUAUUGAUACCACCAAAAGAGCUACACAUUAUUGGGCAAGGGACCUGAUGCUUGUUUUAGAGUUUUACCACGUUGCCUUUAUAAAGUUUCUUAGCAUAUGUGUUUGUUUGAAAUGACACAUUUAAUAUCCAAAGAGUACCAACUUCUCCUAGAGACUGUACCCCUGCUCUAUUGGCAAUCAUACUAAGACGAAAUAAAACUUGGUGGAUAGAAGAACAUAAACAGCCUUUACUUGUUGAAAAAAAAUAGAAGAAACACAACCAUAUGAGAUAUGACUAUACAGUGUCUGUAUGAAUGCAAGUUACAUGACAGACACACUCAGAAACAAACAAAAAGAAAACCCCACAACAGUGGGCCAUGCAUGAGGGAAAGGCCACUUCUUUCCCUGACUUCAUCAGCUGAAUGUCAGAAUAAAUCAUAAGUGCCCAUGGUUACCUCUAUGUAUGGCAUCAUGCGCUUUAGAAUUUAUCAUCACAGAAGAAUGAAGCAAUAUAUACCUAAUAGCUCUGAACUAGGAUUUAAGAAUCCCUUAUGUCUCUUGUUACCCACAGACAGUUUUCCUAGUAAUGUAAUUAAGAACUUCAGUUAUUCCACUUGUAGAAAAUGGUCAGGGUUUUUUUGGACAAAAAUUUUAUAAAUGGGUGAUAAUGUCUUUGUGAAUCCAUGACUCUUUCCCCCACCCCUCUUCCCAAUGCUCAGUGAUCCACCAACUUCUUGGUUUCUUAGAGUGCUGUUUUGACCAGUUCAGAGCAUAUUGUGAUGUCACUUGACAUUGCCAUAAGUGCUUGAGGAGUAUUAUCACACCAUGCAAGAAGGAGGAAGCAUUUCUUAUUUAUACUUCUCAUUCCCAGUUAUAUACUUCUCUGAGUAGAUUGUUGCUGUUGGUGGGUUGAUCUCUUUGAGUAUCAGAAGUCUUAGGCCCAUCCAAACCUGACUGUGGUCUUAUUUCCAUAGUUUUUGCAAAUCUGCUACUUCUCUCUUUUGAUCUGCCCAGUUGCAGUAGACAACUAGAAGGUCAAUAGAUCUUCAGGUUAAGGUAUCCACUUCUGAAGUCAUCAGUAUGCCUAACAUCGCAUACUUGCACUAAGUGUGAUUUGUUAACUUUUUAGGAAUGAACUUUUUUAGAUACGCGUUCAGCUAUAAAAUGCUGACUCUCCUCCAGUGAGAUUUGUAAUAUGCUGUUGAUGUCACUUUUUGCCCCAACCUUUAAAAAGAUGACUUGCCUAUUGUUAAUUUUAAUUUUUUGAGAAGGCAUUCUUUUUCCAUUGGAUGCCCUACCAACCUUUCUAGCCCCUAACCUCUGCAGAUGCCCAUUUCCUAAAAUCAAGAUGUUGAAUGUAACACAAGACUGAAAGUGCCAUGGUUGUGACCAAGGGCCUGCCGCAGCACUUGUGCACUGUUAAGAACCCACAGAUGUAAUUAUUUUUGUUCAUGUACUUUCAAGGAUUUCUGAUCUCUGAGGAUGUAUAUAUUUUCUAUCUUCUCUUGGUGUACAUAAAUAUUUGUUGAGCAGAAAAGUGAUGCAAUAAUGAGCUUUGCACAGUGUGUGAAAUUUUUCACUUGUCUAAAAAUUCAUCUAACUUUUUUCAUUAGACUAAUUUGGAAAAUACUCCUUUGGAUAGAAUUAUUGAUGCAUGUGAAAUUGGCAUAGAAGUCCUUGACACCCUGUGAUUGGACAACUUACCUAAAGUUCUGAAGAAUAGUUUUCAUAACCAAUUCAGGAAUCACCUAAGAUUUUGCCAACUUAAUUUUUACUGUUCAAGUGUUGGGAGGUUUAAACUAAAAGGCAGAUGGACUUGCCCUCUUUUCAGUAGAUGUUCCCAUCCAAAAGAACUGGGCUUCUCCUUAAGAAUAACUGGAAAACAUUGAAAUGCUGCACCAUUUCAGAAGUCUGCAUUUUUCACUUUAUGUGCUACUCAAUUACAGAAUCUAAGACAUCUCAUGUUUGGGAUUUUGUGCAACCUGCACUUUAUAGUAGAGAACAAACUCAGCAUCUUCAGUCGCUAGUCAGAAUGUCUUAUUUCGUUUUAAAAGUUCAUUUUAAAAGUACUUUAUAACUGCUUAUAUUUUUCGAUGUCUUUAAUUCAAAUUGCUUAUAGAUAACUCUUGAUACACUUGCUACAUAUUAUGUUUUGAUUGCUUAUACAGUUAUCCAUUUGUUUUGUUUAGGUGAGUGUAUCAAACAAACUUUUUGAAUUGUAAAUAUGUGGUUUUAUUAAAUAAAAGUCAUGUAAAAUUGCUUUA